Messenger RNA from Lichtheimia ornata, 1467 nucleotides. RefSeq lists its product as uncharacterized. Bases 1 to 1467 code for a protein of 488 amino acids. NCBI's taxonomy places the organism in Eukaryota, Fungi, Mucoromycota, Mucoromycetes, Mucorales, Lichtheimiaceae. Gene Ontology annotation, molecular function: carbohydrate:proton symporter activity. Gene Ontology annotation, biological process: carbohydrate transport; transmembrane transport. The transcript has 4 exons. The record is from RefSeq and is a predicted model, not a curated record. Gene Ontology annotation, cellular component: membrane.
AUGUCCAGUGUUACAAGCAAAGACAGCAAUGAGUUUCAGCACCCUCCUCCUCCAGUAGGCAGGGGCAAGGGUGUCUACCUUUCAGCUAUUGUAGCUGCCAUCGGUGGUUUUCUUUCUGGUUAUGACACUGGCGCUACCAGUGGUGUGCUUACCAUGGAACCGUUUGUCAACCGCUUUUUUUCUCCCGAAAACCUUGCCUAUCUUCAAGGUCUCAUGUUGGCCUUUUUCCUCAUGACGGCGGCAUUAGCAGCCUUUUGUUCUGGUCCUGUAUGCGAUCGAUUGAGUCGCAAGUACAGUGUAGUAUUGUCCGCCACAUUCUUCUGUAUUGGCAACAUGUUCAUGGUCAUUGGCUAUAACUAUGGCUUGUUCUUGGCAGGUCGUCUUGUUGCUGGUAUUGGUGCUGGUCUUAUGACAAAUGCCAUUCCUUUGUACCACUCUGAAAUCGCUCCACCAGAAAUUCGUGGUCGUUUGAUCAGCUUCUUCACCCUGAUGAGUCUCUUUGGUCAAGUCGUUGGUUACUUUAUUACCUUUGGCACCAGCCACUUGAGUACCGAUUGGUCAUGGCGUGCUCCUUACAUGAUGCAAUGUCUUUUGGCAGUGAUCUUUGGAUUGAGCAUGUUGCCUAUGCCUUACUCCCCUCGCUGGCUUGUUUAUCGUGGUCGUCAAGAAGAAGCUCUUGCAUCCUUGGUAUCAUUGCGUGACGUGGAUGCUGAGAAUCCCAUCAUCAAACAAGAAUACCAGGAAAUCGUCGACGAAUUGGAAUUCGAAAAAUCACUUGGCAAACGUAGCUACCUCGAGCUUUUUGAACGCAAGAACCGUAAACAAUUCUUCUCGGCCUUGUUUGUUGGCAUUGGAACAGCUUUCCUUGGUACCGUGGCUAUUUCCUAUUUUGCACCUCAAAUCUUCCAAGCUGCUGGUUUGUCGGAUGUAUCAUCAUCCAUUGCUGCUACAGGUGGUACUGGUUUGUUGUCAUUGGUGCUCGCUGGUGUCUCUCUUCAAUGGUUGGUGGAUUCCUUGGGCCGUCGUAUCCUCUUCAUCACUGGUGCAGGUGCCAUGGGCGUCAGCAUGUUUAUUGUGGGCGCUAUCUUUCAAGUCUACACGCAAGUGGAUCCUGUUUCAGGCGAUGUCAGCAUUACCAACACCAAUGCCACCAACACCAUUAUUGCUUUCAUCUAUCUCUUCACUGGUUUCUAUGCAUUGACUUGGGGCAUCACCACCUACGUGUAUCCAUCGGAGGUCUUCAACAUGCGUGUUCGUGCCAAGGGCAUGAGCUUGUGCUUUGGUUUCAAUUGGGGCUUCACUAUCCUAAUCACCUAUUGUAUGCCACUCUUUUUGGAACACACCGUAUCAGGCGUCUAUUUCUUUUUCGGUGCAUGCUGUAUCGUUUGUAUGGUGGGUGCCUUUUUCCUUCCAGAAACCAAAUGCAAGCCACUUGAAGAGAUGGACAGCGUCUUUGGCACCAAAUGA